AUGUCGUUUGGAACAUCAAUAUUCUAUAGCCCGUAUGCAUGCCCGGUUUGGUAUAGAUCAGCGCACGCAAAACAAGUUGAUGUCGCCCUCAAUGAGACAAGCAGAAUCAUCACCGGAUGCUUAAAGCCAACACCCCUGGACAAGAUCCACCAUCUAGCUGGCAUCGCCCCUCCUGCCAUCCGUAGAGAGGCAGCUGCACUCAAAGAACGAUCCAAAGCAGCAGCAACUGAACGCCACCUACUCUACGGCAUCCAACCCGCUCAUCAGCGACUGAAAUCAAGGCAAAGCUUCCUGCGAUCGACAGAAGACUACGAGGAACCUAGAACCAAUGUGGACCUUUGGGAGAAGACCUCAAAUCAACAUUGGAUGGAGCCGAAGGAACAAUUGGCACCAGGAAGCGACGAAAACUGGGAAACUUGGAGAGCUCUUAACAGACUGCGUACGGGCACAGCGAGAUCGAGAGACACUCUUGCCAAGUGGGGCUACCAUGUGGACUCCAACCUCUGCGAAUGUGGAGCACUACAAACCACCCAACAUAUGUAUACUUAGGACCUUAUGGCAGCAAAGUCGAACGCAAUUGACGUCGCCCGCUUCUGGGCAAAACAUGUUUAGUUUCCCGUCUCAAAUGAUGUUUAUACAUGCUAUGUUUGUUUUAUAUCUAUGUUUUAAUGUACUGUGGUUUCAUGUAUAACUUUUGUGUUUGCAAUUUUACUUAUUAUUAUUAUUAUAUGUAAUUAUUGUUGUUAUUGUUGUUGUAUGUGAUAUUAUAUGUAUAUGAAAUGUAAUCUUGAUGAUGCUUCUGACA
Molecule: messenger RNA, 805 nt
Organism: Sitophilus oryzae (rice weevil)
Lineage: Eukaryota; Metazoa; Arthropoda; Insecta; Coleoptera; Curculionidae
Exons: 3
Coding region: 1-549 (182 amino acids)
Source: RefSeq, a predicted model, not a curated record